This is a messenger RNA of Branchiostoma floridae (Florida lancelet), 3219 nucleotides long. RefSeq lists its product as uncharacterized. Lineage: Eukaryota; Metazoa; Chordata; Leptocardii; Amphioxiformes; Branchiostomatidae. Bases 281 to 2092 code for a protein of 603 amino acids. The transcript is spliced from 3 exons. The record is from RefSeq and is a predicted model, not a curated record.
ACGACUACCGUGGGAGUCCUCAGGUGGUACACUCAUACUACGUCUUACCACGAAAGCAGUGCUGUGCUUAUGUCAGGUGAAAAUUUUCGCUAAUUCUUCAACUACGCAGAUAUAGACCACUAGCAACUGUGCCGGCCAAAGUAGGAAAAAAGGGUAACCUCCAGGUGUCGUGAACUUGCAGCUGGCCAUGCAAUAGCAGACAAAGAGACAAUACCGGAAAACGCCAUCGUGCAGCAACUACUCAAAGUCUUUAGCUAAAUGUGGAAGCCACCCUUACAGAAUGGAGGAAUACAAUAUCCAAGACAAGAGCACUAUCAUGUCCUUAGAGAGGGAAGACACAGAGGCGUCUGUGAAAGAGGCGUUACUGGAGAGUAACCCCUUAAGCGAUGAGGACAGACUUACUUUCACUGAUCCGGGGUCUCUGGACGCAGAAGGCGACGAGGCCAAAGUGGACGCUACGAAGCAAAAGCUUUUACUUUUGCAGUCGCAAAUGGCUAAAGACGCAGACUGCAUCGAGACCGUGGCAGCAGACGAAAACAUAACGACUGUAGAGGAAAUUUUGGACGCGGAGAAAGGCGUGAAGCCUGCGGGCAACAAGCCGGAAUGGCGGCGUAAGGUUGACAGGGCAAGGACCAAACUGGUUUUUGUUCGGAGCAAAGCAACGUCUGCGUACCGGGUUCUACAGCACCGCCAACCCGUCCCCGAGCCAGCUCCCAAACCAGAACCCGAGCCAACAGAGAACAAAAAUAAGCCGCCAUUGCGAAAGGCGUUCGACUUUUUCUGCGUCUUCGACGACGUAAAAUACACCUACUGUUGUUUGUAUAUCGGCUACGGGACUGUUGUACUGGGGCUCAUACUGAUGAUUGUUGGCGUGAGUCUUCUCUGGCUGUACGGAAACAAGAAAGCGAGCAGUGUGUACGGAUUGCCCAUAUGGCUAGGACUUCUUCUGAUUGUAGUAGCGGGGCUGAUCAUCGCCAACUCACAAUGGCAGAAGGACAUAGAUGACGUGGCAGUCGAGAACGAAGAAUAUGAGGAAGAACAAGAAGAGAAAAAGAAGGAAGACGAACUGCAUGAAGAAGAGAGAAAGCUCUUGGAGGAAAUAGUGGUUGAGCAGCCUGUGGCGCUUCCUGCCGUAGUCGUGGAGGAUGACCCACAGAAGACGGCCCUGUCAGAUGACGUCUUUGGUACGAACCAAUCAGAUGCCAUGAUUGGUACAAAUCCAUCGAAUGGCGUCAUUGGUAUGAAUCCAUCGGGUGACGUCAUUGGUGCGAACCAAUCAGAUGGCGUCAAUGGGACGAUCCUACCAGAUGACGUCAUCGGACCCUUCUACGGCGCAUGCCUGGAGGAAACGGAGAUCCUGGAUGAGGACGGGAAGGCGGUGAGGCUGACAGAAGAGGAGGUGUACGCCAGUCUGCUGGAGGUCGUCCCUGCCGACAAGCUGCGGUCCAUCCAGUGCAUCCGCCGUUUGUGGCGACUCCACUUCCUCAGCGAAAACGUGAAGAACCAAAUCGUCGCGGACGGGAUGAAAAUAAGAGGAAAACAAGUCGCCGUGCUUGAUUACACCUCGUUCACCCUCAAGAAGAGAAAGACUCUUCGCAAACCGCCGACGCCGUCGCCGAAACUCGUCAGACUGACGAUCACGGCCUUACCGGACUCGGUGGAGGAUUCGGUGCUACGGAAGGGACUCAAAGAUCUGGGAUGUAAGGUCAAAGGUGAGGUGGAAAGGCUGUCGCUUACUCGUGACGGGCAGGAGACAUUCUGUUACAACGGGACUCGAGUGGUGUACGUAGAAAAAUCGGACGAAGUUCAAAUCCGUAAAAACAUGGUCUUGUGUGGACAUAGGGUGAGCGUAGCAGAAGGGAAAAUGGGAGAACCAAAAAAUUCACAAAUGUUCGAUGCAAAUGGGAACGAAAAUCCGGAAACACCAUCCGCGGUCACAGCACCGGAGGAAGAAAACGGAGAAAUGUCCAACGGAUCUCGCUUCGGAGAUUCCGGCAUCCAAACGCCGGAUUCCGGAUUUCAAACGCCAGAGACAAGAUCAGAGCUACCUCUGCAGCUGCCAGCCACUUUAGAAGAGAACACUGUAGUGUAAAAUCGUCUCAUGCGGAAUGGCUAAGGAGUCCAUCUUUCUUCAACCAUUUAGUUGAGUAGUAAUGUCUACAGCAGGCUUCAGUUCAACAGCAAAAACUGCAAACGUACUUCUCAUGUCUGUACAUGUGUAUAGCACAAAGCAGUUCCAAAUCGUUAGGAAGUUUCUUGGGUGAUUCUGCGCUGACUUCAUCAUUAAUUUGCAUCUGCAGUGAAAUAUGUGGGAAAAACUUAGACGAGUUCCUGGUAUGACGCUCCGUGUCAAGUUAACGGUUACCAAUCGUUAAACUCUCCCCUGUAAAUUUGAUAAAUAUACAUUACAUAAAAGAAGGGCUAUUAUCAAAGUGUUAUAUGUAUCUAAAGGUAAAUUGUCGAUGUGUACGAUGUAUGCUGUGGUGCAUAUUUAUAUUAGAAGGAGUAGAGCAUAGGCAGGAUUGAUUUGCCGUUGUAAACUUGCGCCUGGGUGCUGAACUCAAGAAACAACUAUUGCUAUACUCCAACAUCACCUCACUAGUUGGAGCUGCCUAUUUAGCAAGAUGAUUAAGUUGAUAUAUUAGUAAUUAAACUGAAAAAAGCAAAAUGGCCACCGGAUGGUGUAAUACACCAAAGAUGGCGGCGCCCACGAUUGCAAAAUAGGUUUUCGCAAACCUGUAAAAUAUUUGCAUUUACACAUGAUGAUGAAGGACUCAGUAUCGGUCCCGGUUUGGCUACUAGGUGCUAUAAAUGCAGAUCAAUUGGUUGUCUAUUAAACGAUGGUCAACAGUGAGUUGUAUCAUACUCUUUUUGGCAAUGCUAGUGAUGUGAUUGCUUUGUUAUUGAACACAGCUAUCAGUCAGUUAAUAUUGUCUCUCUCAAGUUGAUUGAACUAUAGCCUAUCACUAACAUCCAAGUUUGUAUAAAAUGUUCCAAGUCUACAUUUCAACAGCAUAUACAUUCAGAAUCGGAAUGUAAACCAGCACGGGUACGUCGCUUCAAACAGCAAAAGUUUUUUUUUUAAAACGUGAUCAUUUGAAAGUCCCCUGUGUAACUAUGUGUAGCUGGGAUUUGGGUGUAGGAAAUACUACUGUUAGUUAGGUAUGUGGAAGCUUAUGUAAUAUGUAUAAAUAAGAUACAUGCAGCGGAUGCACAUUC